Messenger RNA from Cryptococcus amylolentus CBS 6039, 612 nucleotides. RefSeq lists its product as hypothetical. The record is from RefSeq and is a predicted model, not a curated record. NCBI's taxonomy places the organism in Eukaryota, Fungi, Basidiomycota, Tremellomycetes, Tremellales, Cryptococcaceae. The transcript has a single exon. The coding region runs from base 1 to 612 and encodes 203 amino acids.
AUGUACCACCCCUUCGGACCCCUCCCAGUUCCCGACUUUACUCCUCCCAUGCGGCACAUCAUGGCUGGCUUCGUCCCCGACGCCAUGGACUUCACCUCUCUCGAAGAGUCACCCCGCAGCAAAGCCACAGGAUCUUCCAUCGACGUACUCGCCGAGACUAAAAGAGAAGGUAUAAGCAUCAUCAAAGACCCCGGGCCGAAUAGUCGCCUGCUUGCGGCUCUUGGUCAUCACUUGCCGGCUCAUAUACGCGCUUCAAAGCACAUCACUGGGCUCAUGUCUUGGAAACAGGCUCUGGACGAGAUGGACGAUGAAUCGAAAGAUGCAGUACCUGUCUUCAUUGAACAAGACCUCUCGGACAGGAUGACCGAGACGUUUUGGGUAUAUGCAAACCUUGUUCUGAAGAGCAAAGUCCUAAACAAAAACCUCCGGGGCGUCUGGCAAUCGUGCAAAUCGAAGAAGGGUGGAGCUGCCAGCUGGGGGUUUGUCAGGAAGGCAGAUGCAAGGUUCAGGCACUCUCCCAGACCACCCUACCCAGCAUCGCCGGAGGCAACCCCGAUCUUGAGGGAAGAGUACAACGACUUCUGGAGGAGGCGUCAAAGCCGGGAGAAAUGA